GGCAGGGGAUUGCAAAUCUCAUCAUGACGGCAAAGCGGAGUAUAAAGAAGUCAGAAGAAGACGUCCCUGUUCCACCUCUAUUCGAAAGUGCUGCUCUCUGGGGUGUGUUCCUGGGGUUAUCUUCCAACGCACGUUACCAAAUCAUCAACGGGCUGGAACGGGUAGUGGAAGGUUCUACAGCAGCCAAACGCAUCCCUGUUGUUGCGAUGGCGUUUACGGUUGGAGUCCGGUUCGCUAACAAUGUAUAUGGCGGUAUGCAGUUUGUUGAUUGGGCUAAGUUAUCCGGCGUCCAGUAGUCUAACCGGCUCGGUUUUGUUUAGUCUGAUGGAGCUAUUGGUUAUUGAACGUCGUUAGUGGUUAGGUUAGUUACCGAGAGUUAUAGAAAGAGUCUGGUUCUUGAUAUGAACCGAAUUCUUCUAACCGGGUUACUCGAUACAACACUUUCGAUUUCGUUUUGCUAUCGUAGUUCUCCAGUUUCCUUUAUACUAGUAUGCAAUAAUGACAUUUUCAUAUCAUUGAAUAAGAAAAAUAGAAUGUUUCCAUUGUUAAA
This is a messenger RNA of Brassica napus (rape), 550 nucleotides long. Its product is annotated as protein RETICULATA-RELATED 1, chloroplastic-like. Gene Ontology annotation, cellular component: chloroplast inner membrane. The transcript has 3 exons. Gene Ontology annotation, biological process: plant organ development. The record is from RefSeq and is a predicted model, not a curated record. The coding region runs from base 24 to 296 and encodes 90 amino acids. NCBI's taxonomy places the organism in Eukaryota, Viridiplantae, Streptophyta, Magnoliopsida, Brassicales, Brassicaceae.